Sphaerulina musiva SO2202 is the source of this 2690-nucleotide messenger RNA. RefSeq lists its product as uncharacterized. The record is from RefSeq and is a predicted model, not a curated record. The transcript has a single exon. The coding region runs from base 1 to 2595 and encodes 864 amino acids. Lineage: Eukaryota; Fungi; Ascomycota; Dothideomycetes; Mycosphaerellales; Mycosphaerellaceae.
AUGGCUAAACCAAGCAAGACGCGCCAGGUGGAGGGAGAUGAUGACCCUAAAGAGCAAAUGAAGACAAAGACACAUUCCUUGCCAGAAGAGCUACGACCAUCAUUAUCGAGAACCGACAGCGCGUACAGUGAGCUGAAACGAGGAGAGGAUGGCUACUCAAGCCAAGGCCGUCUUCAUGAGAGAGAGGAUGAGGAGGAUGAGGAGGAUGUCGCCUUGCAAAGAGGAGCCGAUCGCGAUACAGAUGACGCAGACGACGAACGACGGGAGUCAGUCUUCACUUUUGCUUCGAUAUCAUCCCUCCCAGAGUCGGCCUACGAAAUGGAUCCUGCGAAUGAGAAAGGAGUCAUGCAUAAGCCAUACACGCCUAUGACGAUUCGACCCUCAUUUCGGAGGCCAGAGUCGGUGAGGAGAAUGCAAAUGUCGUCGCCUACGCCUUCAGAACGGAGCCUGCGGCGAUCUCUACUCUCAUCUCAACGCGUACGCACUCCCAACUCGGGAAAAUCAAGUGUCAAAGGCAGUCCGAGGCGGCCAAAGUGGGCUCACGAAAAGGAGGAGGAAGAGAAGAAAGAAUAUCCUCUUGUGCUGCUUCAUAUGACGCUCUUGCCGAUUGAAUUGCGUUGGAGUAAGGAGACUAUGGAAGAGUUGUUGUCAGGAGACACGCUGGAGAGUCUGCAGCUUCUCCAAUCAAGACUCUCGUCAACGAUUCUUCAACGUGGCAUUCUUAUUCCACACCCCAAGGACGAAUACGAACUUCUGGAAGAAAGGCUGCUCGAAGCACUUGAACUGAAAACAGAGCGAGUCACAAAGUGCGGCCAUUUUCGCGCCCGAGAAUCUUCGAGCUCUGCAUCUUCUGAAGACUCCGGUGUGGGAUCUAGCGUGGAGGAUGUGGACGAUGGCACUUCAUGCAGGACAUGCCAUCGCCAUCUCAGUGCUGUUAGUACCGCCGUGGGAGGUGGCAGAAAAUGGAGCAUCAAGGUCUUUGCAGCGAACGGACUGAUGAGAGCCUCCGCGUGGACUGCCGCGUGGUCGGAGAUGGAGAGUGUUGAUAUUGAAAUUAUGCCGUGGAUCGAUGAGGAUGUGCGAAAGUCCUUGGACGCCAGAACGCUGAAGGAGGAAGUUGAAGAGAAUGCAAGACAAGAGGAGGAGAUGCGAAGAAUAGCAACAACAGCAGAAGAGCAAUUUCGUGUCGAAAGUGUACGAGAGGCCAAAAUGUGGGACGAACAGGCAUGCAGAGACGGGCGAGAGCAACAGGAGGACUUCAAAAAACCAACUGAUCACAAGAUGUCCAUAUCGAAGGAGAACACCGUCGAAGAGGACCUGCAUCCAGUUUCGAGAAAAGCCGACGACUUGCCUCCAGUGUAUCCGCGCAAGGACAUACCACUCUCGCUACUUCUCCGGAACUACAUCUUUCUUCUGGCCCAGGACAAGCGAAACGUCCUUAUUUUCGGUCUCACGUUGCUGACUCUAUUCUUCGGUCUACGAGCUUCUCUCGGACCGGUCACGACGAGUCUUCCUCUACCACCUCCUAUAUAUGAGCACAUCGACGCACCCCUUCCCACGCUCCAACAUACCUCCAAACCUAGCUUUUCGAGUCCGGCGCAGCCUGCACUCCCUGCUUUCGUAGCAAGCUCGGCCAUAGAGCAGGUUGAGUCAAUCUUCGAACGCACAACUGCCGCCGUCGAAACUUCAACCACCUCAAGCUUCAGUGCCAUGUUGCCAAGUAUUACCGAAGAUGCAGUGUUUGCGUCGUCAGAGAGUGUAGUAGAAGAAGCUUCGAAUGAAGCGAGCGCCACUGAAAGCGCAGCGUCGACAUCAGCGGCACGUAUAGCAGAGGAAGAAACUCCAAGCGAAGCGAGCAGUACUGAAAGCGUAGCGUCAACAUUACCAAAAAAUGCGGGAGAGGAAGAUACCCCAAAAGAAGCGAUUGCCACUGAAGGCCCAGAAGUGUCGACAUCGUCAGAAAGUGUAGUAGAGAAAGAUAUUCGCAAAGAAGCGAUCGCUACUGAAAGCCCAGCAGCGUCGAUAUCGCCAGAAAGUGUAUUAGAGGAAGGAAUUCCCAAAGAAGCGAUCGCUAUUGAAAGCGUAGCAUCGACAUCAGCGGACGGUCUUGAAGUGGAAGAAACGGCAAAAGAAGCGAUCACUAUUGAAAGCGUAGCAUCGACAUCAGCGGACAGUCUGGAAGAGGAAGAUAUUCGCAAAGAAGCGAUCGCCACUGAGAGCGUAGCGUCGACAUCACCGGACAGUCUGGGAGAGGAAGAAACUCCCAAAGAAGCGAUCACUACUAAGAGCCCAGCAGUGUCGACAUCGUCAGAAAGUGUAGUAGAGGAAGAAACUCCCAAAGAAGCGAUCGCUAUUGAAAGCGUAGCAUCGACAUCCCCAGAAAGUCAGGUCGAUGAAGAUACGCCAAACGAAUCACCGGAAAGUCCGGUCGAAGAAGAAGAAGAAGAAGAAGAACCACUCACAAUUCCAACAAUUCCAAAUCCCGCUUCAAUCAUUUCUACUGCCGAGUACACAGAGCAGCAGCAAUGUCUCAAUACGGCAUCACCACGACAUAUCCUUCUAGAGGAGGACGCACAACAACGACAACAACAAUGACCGACCCUGAAUUGAAUUGAAUUGCCCCAGUUUGCUCUAGCGAAAGGGUGACAGGUGACAGGCUAGGUCGUGUAGUUAGUUAGUAUGAUAGAUAG